Messenger RNA from Anarrhichthys ocellatus (wolf-eel), 2939 nucleotides. RefSeq names its product membrane frizzled-related protein (gene mfrp). The transcript has 13 exons. The record is from RefSeq and is a predicted model, not a curated record. NCBI's taxonomy places the organism in Eukaryota, Metazoa, Chordata, Actinopteri, Perciformes, Anarhichadidae. Bases 228 to 2021 code for a protein of 597 amino acids. Gene Ontology annotation, molecular function: protein binding.
AACAGACAAAAAGGCCAAAGAAUAGCUGCAAACAUGGAUGUUGUUUUUCAAACCAGAGUUUGAAAAUUGAAUUAUAUUUGUUAUUCUGAUCUGGAUUACGUUGAUGGAUGUCCAACAAAGAGCUCUUUUACGAUGGAGGAUUGAAGGCCGUAAACUUGCUGCACUUCAGUGGAACCGCAGGAGCAAAAAGUGAACAAUGUUGAGGUAACAGUGACAGCGGACUAAAGAUGUCUGACCUCAGCCAGGUUGCAGUUUACUCCGACUCUUCAGAUAUCUAUAAGAAUGUGUUCUGCAACCCUGCCUUUGAGCUGGAGGGGGAGCGAGAGGAGAGAGUGGAGGGAUUCAGGACGUCCUCCUCCACCCCUGAACCAAUCAAACCGCCGGCAGCUGGUCUAGGCCGGGGUCUGUUUGGGGUGUGUGUGAUGCGUCUGAGGGGCCCAGGUUGUGGCUGGGGGGCCGUGGUGGUCUGUGUCGCGGCCCUGCUCCUGGUAACAGCCCUCGGACUGGCGCUGGCUCUCAUCCUCACGCAGAUGAAGAGCCAGGCAGUGGAGGAUCCGUUGCUGUCCACCAGAUCUCCAGACCGGCUGAAUACAGGAGAUGGAGCAUCCCAAACUUUACCCACAAUCUCUGCCAACAAGAGUCAACUGCCAACUGGUACAUCUGCACCACAGCCCGCGAAGAUCCCAACAUCUGAAACACGUUGUGGAGGGGUGUUGACCGACUCAGAGGGCAGUUUCAGUUCUCCAAACCACCCCGGCUCUUAUCCCCCCAACUUGCUGUGCGUGUGGGUGAUCCGAGUCGCACCCCCCUACCAGGUCCAGAUCCACGUUACCUCUCUGACCGUCGAGGGGCCGUCUCCCUGUCUGUUUGACUGGCUCGAGGUGCAGCAGCAGAUAGAACAGAGCUCCGUGGUCACCAGGUUCUGCGGAAACGUUGCACCACCGACAGUCAACACAAACGGCGGCUCGGUGUGGGUCACCUUUCGAUCUGAUGGCAGCAUCGCAGGCAGCGGCUUCACCGCUCAAUACAGAGCCACGCUGCCUGGACAUAAGAGCUGCUCCAGAGAGGAGUUCAUGUGUGACAGUGGUCGCUGUCUGCUGCCCGUGUCCGUGUGUGACGGUCAUCCAAACUGCCACGACCAGGCGGACGAGGCAAACUGCAGUCAUAAACACAAAGACUGUGGUGGGCAGAAGACGGGGCCGUUUGGUUACAUAUCAAGUCCAAACCACCCCAGGCCUUACCCUCACCAGCAGUUGUGCAUAUGGUACAUAUCUGUUGAGGAGGGUCACGUCAUUACGCUGAGCUUCAAGAACUUCAGCCUGGAGACUCAGGACGUGUGUGAGUUUGACUACGUGGAGGUGCACGACAGCGCCGACACUGGAGCUGGAAGAGUGCUGGGAAGGUUUUGUGGUACCACCUUCCCUCCAGACCUGACCUCCUCCAGCCCCCACAUGACUGUGGUGUUUGUGGCCGAUGAGGGAGUGGCUGACAGCGGCUUCAAUGCAACAUACCAGGCAGUGUCUGUCCUGGGCAGGACAUGUGGUCCCAGCCAGUUUGCCUGCAGCACAGGGGAGUGUCUUCAGCAGCAGUGGCUGUGUGAUGGAUGGGACGACUGCCCCGACGGAGCAGAUGAGCAGGGCUGUGGCAACUCCACCUACCCUCCCUUCACUUCAUCGUGUGAGGUCAUAGAGGUGCAGAUGUGUCAAGGCCUCAGCUACAACCUCACCUCAUUCCCAAACAUCUGGCUGUCCAUUGCUGACCAGAGAGAAGCUGCCACGCUCCUGCGACAGUACCGGGUGCUGAUGGAGCUGGCGUGCUUCGAGCCCUUGCGGAGGCUGGUGUGUGGGAUGUUUCUGCCCCAGUGCAGCCCUCAGGGUGGCGUCCUCCAGCCCUGCCGCUCCGUCUGCUCCUCUGCCGAGCAGCAAUGCAGCCAGGCCCUGGACCUCUUCUCCUUCAGCUGGCCCUUCAACUGCCACCUCCUGCCGGACUCACAGGACCCCGUGGAGUGCUCGCUGCCUUGAUGUUUACGGGGUUUUUUUUGUCAGUUAGAGAUGAUCGUCUCCACCCCAACAUUUCACUUCAGACUGGCAGCAGUUUGAGGACCGAAAGGCCGGCAUUUUACAGAACUGAAUACUAGUUUUCUGGACUCAGUAGGUCCUCAGCAUUCAAGAGUUGUGUUGUAGAACGCAGUGUUGACUUCAUUCAUCGCCUCAUUAAAACCUGCUGCCUUUAAAGCUUGUGGUGGAUGCAGACAAUCGUUGCACGGUGGCUAUUUUAAGAGAACGUACAUAAAUAAAAAUAACUCACGUUUUUUGUGCGAUUCAGAAACCAACUGAGCAAAAAGAAAGUUCUCAAACUCCCCAUUCAUUAGAAACCUAUUGUCUUUUUGCAUUAUUUAUUGCCUUGAUGUCAAUCACACAGAAACAGAUCUCACCUUUUUAGAAUGAAUACAGGGAGAAUACCUUCAAAACAACCUUUAUUGCAUUGUUCACCAACACACACAAUGCUCUUCUAUCCUUUCAGUGUUUUUAAACAGUCAAGAUUUGAUCCAGUGUGAGAUAAAAACGGACGUGAGCUGAAUCACACUGGAAACUAUGAUCUCUGCACAAAAUAAAAAUGUAAUAAAAACAAGCCUCAGGGGGAAAACUCUCAGCGACUCAUUGAUUUAGCUUGUUAAUAUUCUUUAUUUUGGUAACUGCUGCUAAAUUAAAGUAGCUCAUAAUACAGAGAAAUACCGAUAAAUGUUCAGGUAAGAAUCAUUCAGGUAUAAUUAAAGUAUUGGCACUGCUUUUUGAUGUUGUUACGUCAUAUCUAAGACGUCCAACAACUGCUCACAGCCGGCCACCACCUUUAUACACAUGAUCCAUUCGGUAGACAUUUUUAUACACCCGAGGCUCAGAAAGUGCGCAAGUGGAAAAAAUAUAUAUAUCUUCUCCUGA